Molecule: messenger RNA, 156 nt
Organism: Schistosoma intercalatum
Lineage: Eukaryota; Metazoa; Platyhelminthes; Trematoda; Strigeidida; Schistosomatidae
Source: the annotation of a GenBank genome assembly
GUCCAGGCAAUUUACUUGACAGACGAGGCGUUUACGGUAGACAAUGGCUUAUUGACUCCAACAAUGAAACUAUCACGUAAUAAAGCUCGAAAUUAUUUUUCAAAAACAAUAGUUAGUUUAUACACACAGCAUGAGCUUAACUCUUCUUCAACUUAA